This is a messenger RNA of Phalacrocorax carbo (great cormorant), 2812 nucleotides long. The record is from RefSeq and is a predicted model, not a curated record. Lineage: Eukaryota; Metazoa; Chordata; Aves; Suliformes; Phalacrocoracidae.
UUAAUGAGCUGCUUUCUUUUUCUUUUUUUUUUUCCCUUUGAUCUUUAGGGGUUGGACUUGAUGAUCCUUGUGGGUCCCUUCCAACUCAGGACAUUCUAUGAUUCUAUAGCUGUCUCCAAAAGAAUAUUUUCAAGUACACAAAGCAAUAGGCAACAGUGCUAAGAUCCUGAUGACAAUACACCAAGAACAAGAAUGGAAGUAAAUUUAUUCAGCAAUUCUACUGUUGUAAACAGUUCAUCCAUCAACCAUAAGCAGCUACAAGGGCAUAGUCUCUGGGAAGUCAUUACUAUUGCCACUGUAACUGCAAUUGUAAGCUUAAUAACCAUAGUGGGAAAUAUUCUUGUAAUGAUAUCCUUCAAGGUUAACAGUCAGCUCAAAACUGUCAACAAUUACUACUUGCUCAGCCUUGCCUGUGCAGACCUUAUCAUUGGAAUAUUUUCUAUGAACCUUUAUACAUCCUACAUACUCAUAGGCCAUUGGUCUCUUGGAAGCCUUGCCUGUGACCUGUGGCUAGCCCUGGACUAUGUAGCUAGCAAUGCCUCAGUAAUGAACCUCCUAGUCAUCAGUUUUGACAGAUAUUUUUCCAUCACAAGGCCUUUAACUUACAGGGCCAAGCGCACGCCCAAAAGAGCUGGCGUCAUGAUUGGUCUUGCUUGGCUGAUUUCCUUCGUGUUGUGGGCACCCGUAAUCUUGUGCUGGCAGUAUUUUGUGGGUGAACGAACAGUACCACCUGAAGAGUGCCAGAUACAGUUUUUAUAUGAGCCCAUUAUCACCUUUGGUACUGCAAUUGCUGCUUUUUACAUUCCAGUGUCCGUGAUGACCAUUCUGUAUUGCCGCAUCUAUAAAGAGACGGAGAAACGAACCAAGGACCUUGCUGAACUGCAGGGUUCGGAGUCUGUGGCAGAGUUUGAGAUGAUAAAGCCUCAGAAAGCUCUCCUGAAGUCUUGCUUCAGUUGCAAGCAACAAAAUUUAGUCAAAAGAGAGAGGUGUCAGGCUUCCUGGUCUUCAUCCAGUCGAAGUACGUCAGCGACAGUGAAAGCCUCUCAGGCAGCGAGUACGUGUAACGACUGGGCUAAGGCUGACCAACUAACCACCUGCAGCAGCUACGCAUCUUCAGAAGAGGAGGAUAAACUUGCUGCUGAUUCCGUUUUCCAAGUAACUUACAAAAGUCCAUCUAAAGGUAAGGGAGAAGAGUUUGAUGAGAGUAUGGAUGUUGUUGUCAAAGACCAACCUGAAGAAAAUGAUUUUGAGAACCAGAAAUACUUUUUGUCACCUGCCAAAGGCCACGUACAAAAAAGUAAAAAAUGUGUGGCCUAUAAAUUCCGGUUGGUGGUUAAGGCUGAUGGCACCCAGGAAGCCAACAAUGGUUGCCAUAAAGUAAAAAUAACUCCUUGUUCUGCUGCUCUGUCAAAAGAUCCUUCCAUCAAAAGCAUGGAUCCAAAUAUAAGUAACCAAAUCACGAAAAGGAAACGGAUGGUUCUUAUAAAGGAACGCAAAGCAGCACAGACUUUAAGUGCUAUUCUUUUGGCUUUUAUCAUCACUUGGACUCCCUACAAUAUCAUGGUUUUGAUCUCCACAUUCUGCUCUGACUGCAUUCCCCUGACACUGUGGCACCUUGGAUAUUGGCUCUGCUACGUGAACAGCACUGUUAACCCCAUUUGUUAUGCCCUCUGUAACAAAACUUUCAGGAAAACUUUUAAGAUGCUGCUUUUCUGCCAGUGGAAAAAAAAAAAAGUGGAAGAGAAACUAUACUGGCAGGGCAAUACCAGACUGCCGUAAUUGCUCCUACUUAAGGGAUAAGGGAGAAAAUAGAUAAUGACAUAACCUAGUAAAUUGACUGUAAUUCUGUCUUUUCAAAGCUGUUGCUUUAUAUGUCUAGAGGUUAAAAAAAAAUUCUCCAGAAAAGUAAAAUUUUGCAUGAAAGUAGUGUGCUUGGGAUAAAGAAGUCAGUGGCUGCUGUGAACAACAUGGUGUUUGUUAUUAUGCAGUAGAGCUGCAUUAAAGUGGUUAUGUUUGAGGUCUUCAGUCCUUUCUUUCAGCCUGAGAAUAUGUAGAGUAAAUUACAAACUACUAGAAGUUAGAGUGGGAUGCUCAUCCAGUCAUCAGGUCCGGUCAUCCAGUGUAUCUCCCUGUAGUGCUGAACUGUUUCUUCCUGUAAUUCCUUUCUAGUGUACUGUCUCUUUAGUUUUCAACGUACCGAGCAAUGGAGCUCGUACUACAUCUGUUUUGAGGUGUUUCCACCUUCUUUUGGAAAGAAACAAGGACUAUUUAAAGAGGGAAAUACUGUCAUCCCCAAUACCAAAAUGUUAGGGAGAUUCAUAGUACUCCAAAUGAACAUACAUAUUAUGGGAGAAUGUAACACUGAGAAAAUUUCCACUUUAAGGGUGAUUUUUGUGGAGACAUAGAAAGGGCUUAUAGUGGAGGAAACAGAUAAUGUAUUUUGUGUAUGAAGAAGCCAGUCCCAAUCUCAGUUCCAUCAUGCGAGUCACUAUCGUCUGUAAAAAAUGGUGAUGGUUAGCAGAUAACUCCAAAUUUCUCCAUGACCCAAAGCCUCUGAAGGAAAUUUUAAGAUUUUAUGCAAUAACAACAAUGGUACAAAUCAGAACUGACUGUACAGUGUAAUGGACAUAGUCUAUCUACUUUACAACACAAGGAAGGUCUUUUUUGCUGUCUCCUGUGUUGUGCUUCCCCUUGCCCCAAAAAUUUCCAUUACUGAUGGAAUGAUGCAGAACAAGAGAAAAAAAUGUGUUAAUGCCCUGUGCAUUUACCUAUAAUUUAUGAAAUUAUUAUAACAGUGACAGAAUUGGCAUCU